AUGUCUUCAAUUGCUGCAUUCACAGCUCGCCGGGCCUUUGCCCGCCAGGUUUUUGCCCGCGCCCCCGUCCGCCGUUAUGCCUCUAAGGCUGAGGAAGCUGGCCUGGACAAGGGCCCCAAGCGCGAUCCUGAGCUCUACGUCCUUCUCGGCGUUAUGUCCGGUGCUUUCUUGCUUGCUGGAUGGUACUUCGGCCGCAAGCCCACCUCGGUGACCUCCGAGAGCAACGUCCGCAUCGGCGACUCUGCGAUGCCCUGGCAGCGCGCUGAGGAGGAUGGCAAGGUUUACAAGUACCAGUACCACCCUCACGGCGAUAAGAACCAACCUCUGCGCAACGCUCCUAGCGCACUCAACACUGUCAUUGUUCCUAACGUGACUCUGCCUGAGGAUCUUCAUGAGCGAUUCAACAAGUACGGCAAGGAGGAAUAUGACUACUAA
Talaromyces proteolyticus is the source of this 435-nucleotide messenger RNA. RefSeq lists its product as uncharacterized. The record is from RefSeq and is a predicted model, not a curated record. Bases 1 to 435 code for a protein of 144 amino acids. Lineage: Eukaryota; Fungi; Ascomycota; Eurotiomycetes; Eurotiales; Trichocomaceae. The transcript is spliced from 4 exons.